UGGUCAUGCGGUGGAGUCUUGAUCUUGAUACAGUAGAUAGGGUAAACUCUGGCUGGAGUAUCACUCAAUGUCUCACUCAGAAGUCAGGUGAAAAGGUGGGCAAGAAGGGUAGGCCUAGUAAAGAGUUAAAUCUUGAAGUCGACAUGCAUUGAUGCAAGAUGUUGUCAUGCAAGGAAUUGAUAGUUGAACGCCUCAAAGCUAAGGAUACAACAAGGUUGAAAAAAGAACCAAAGACAGGCAGGAAAAGAGCAGCUGUACUUGUUCCUCUGUUUUUUAAAAAUGAUACUGUUCAUGUUCUCCUUACUGUGCGUGCUCAACACAUGAAAAGUUUUGCUGGUGAUGUGGCCUUACCAGGUGGUAAACGAGAUGAGUGUGAUAAUGAUGAUGUUGAUACAGCUCUUAGAGAAGCAUGGGAAGAAAUUGGACUGCCAAAAACUGCUGUGCAGGUUAUUUCACAAGGAAGUUCAAGAACUUCAAAGUAUGGCAUACAAGUUGUACCAGUUAUUGGUUUUAUCCCUGAUGAUUUCCAGCCCUGCUUAAAUUUAGAUGAAGUUGAAGAUAGUUUUUCAGUGCCACUAAUAGACUUUCUUCUUAGUGAUAAGCAUUCCCUCCAGAUUGCUGGUAGAUAUAUUUUACCCAAGUUUACCCACAACAUUGGAAAUAGAACAUACAUAACUUGGGGGCUAACUGCACACAUAUGCAUCAAUGUUGCUUCUAUUGUAUUUGAUAAAAAACCAGAUUUUCAUCUUACAGUUGUAUCCCAUCUUUAGCUCAUAAUUUAUAAUUUAAUACUAUAUUAAAGACUGUAUCACAAUACAGUACAUUGGAACUGAAUGCCAAGAGGAGCUUAUAGUUCAGAACUAGUCAAUACUUGAAUUUGAUUCUAAACGCUUAGCUCCUCCAAUUAAUCUAGGACCUGACUGAUUUGUAUGCACUUAAUUUAGGAGAGAAUAUCUCAACUGUUAUAGACUAAUAUGAGCCCUAGGAACAACGUGGGAUGUGUGCCCAAAUCUCUAUCCGGGACGAACAGCCCGAAAAGGACCAAACCCAUUUUAAAAUGGCCCGCCCCAUUUUUUUACAGCAAGUGCUACUUUAAAUAGUAGGCUAGACAAUCUGAACAUAUUGAAAACAAGGGUUUUUGUUUUAUAAAUUAACACAUAUAAUGAGGAGAUCAAAUUUCUUAAAUCUCACCUUAAUCACAAGUCCCGUUCAUAUGGAAAUUAGCUUAAAUAUGCAAAAUAGGGGACCACGCCCCCUUUUUUACAGGAAGUGCAACUUUAAGUAGUAGGCUAGACAAUUUGAACAUAUUGCAAACAAGGGUUUAAAUGAACACAUAUAGUGAGGGGUUAACAUUUCAGAAAUCACACCGUGGUCGCAUGUCCCGUUGAUAUGCAAAUUAGUUUGAAUAUGCAAAAAAUAUAAGGCCACGCCCCUUUUUCAUUGCAAGUGCUACUUUAAACAGUAGGUUACACAUUAUGAACAUAUUGAAAAACAAGGAUUUUCUUUUAUAAAUAAACACAUGGUGAGAGAAUCAAUUUUCAUAAGUCACACCUAAGUCACAAGCCCUGCUCAUAUGCAAAUUAGCUUAAAAAUACAAAAAAUAGGAGUCAUACCCCUUUUUAACUGGAAGUGCUAUUUUAAACAAUAGGCCAUACAUCUGACCAAGUAUACAGUAUAAACUAGUAGUAGCAAGCACUAUUUUGUGGUGACGUGUGACACAUAGAAACAUGUUAUAAAUUAGUAUCGUUCAUAUUAUUAUUAGGGCAUGUUUGGUUUAAAUACAAAAAUAACACUAAAAAGUGAACGAUGAUUUGAUUCCUUCAUGGUGUCAUUUUCAAGUUCCAAUAAUUAGGCAUACAGGAUAUCAACUGGUUAUGGUGAAAUGUUCAUUUUUUAGCAUCAUAUUAUUAUUAUUAUUAUUAUUGUUAAAAUAUUUAACCUGUUUUUUAUCAGUGUGAUUUAUUGAGAGAGUGAUUUUGUUAUAUCAUAUUUUUGUGUGAUUAUGGAUAUGACAUUAAAUAAAUGUGCAAUUUGAUCCAACUGAAGUUUGCAAUACAAAAUUGAACAUUGAUCCAAUUAUAUAAAUUCAUCUUUACAAAAUCGUUUUCCCCUACGUACAUACACUGUGUGACUAUGAUCAAUUAGAACAAAUAUCAAUAGAAUUAGGCACAUUGAGAAUUCUUUACGGUAAAGUUAUUUUCCUUCAUAUGUUAACAGACAGACUUACAAGAUAAUUUGAGCAAAAGUUGGGUGGAGACAAGCUAAACAAAACAAAGGCAGAAUACGAUGAAGGUAUUUUCCUUCACCCGUUUACAGACAGACUUGCAAUGUAAUUUGAGCAAAAGUGGGGCGGAGACAAUCUAAUAAACAAAACAAAGGCAGAAAUUAAUAAUAGGUGUCACUAAAAGAAUACAAGACGAAUGAAUACUAUGUUUGAAAACAAGGAAAAGUUCAAAUUCAAGAUGAAACAAAAUACAGUACAGUAUCUGUAGAAAAAACAUUUGAAAUACUGUAAUGUUAAAAUGUAUUGCAAGCCCUUCCAGGGGGAUCUUUCGAACCCCUCUCUUCCAGAAAUGCCCUUUUAAAUUACAGUGUUAUUAAAAAGUACCAUUUGCAUGAAAGUUGUUGAAAUUAACGUUAUAUAUUUGAAUUUUGGCAUUUUUACUGCCAUUUCCGCCGUUUCCGGACAUCUGAGGUUUUAUAUCUUUAGAAUUCACAAAAGUUAUGGUGUUAUGUUGAGGUGGGUAAGGACUCGAAGUGCCCUUUUGUUGAAAAUUAUAACCUCUUAAAAAUCCUGCCUACGGCCUCGUUCGGUAUUGUCCCCUGAAAGUUUUGUUUUGCGUUUUUUUAUGUUAAUGAUUCAUCAUAAGUCAAGAUUAUACUGUAUCUACUAAUUUUGAUUCCUGAAAUAGUCCCUAUUCUGUUUAUAUCCACACUUAUAUCACUAUAUUUGUAAUAUGGUACUGUAUUAUUAUUAUUACUAUUUCGAAAUAAAUGUUAAGGUUAAAAUAACAAAAGUCAUAAACGUUUUGAGUUAACUUGCUCAUUUUGGCAGUAAAAUACAAAUUAUUAACCUGAGCAUAGAAAAUAUUGAAUUU
Molecule: messenger RNA, 3098 nt
Organism: Anneissia japonica
Lineage: Eukaryota; Metazoa; Echinodermata; Crinoidea; Comatulida; Comatulidae
Product: nudix hydrolase 11-like
Exons: 2
Coding region: 159-770 (203 amino acids)
Biological process (GO): coenzyme A catabolic process
Molecular function (GO): acetyl-CoA hydrolase activity; coenzyme A diphosphatase activity
Source: RefSeq, a predicted model, not a curated record